GAAGUGGAAGUGGGGGCCUGGCGGCGGUGGGAAAGAUGGCGUACCAGAGCCUCCGGCUGGAGUACCUGCAGAUCCCGCCGGUCAGCCGCGCUUACACCACCGCCUGUGUCCUCACCACCGCCGCUGUGCAGUUGGAAUUGAUCACACCUUUUCAGUUGUACUUCAAUCCUGAAUUAAUCUUUAAGCAUUUUCAAAUAUGGAGAUUAAUCACCAAUUUCUUAUUUUUUGGGCCAGUUGGAUUCAACUUUUUAUUUAACAUGAUUUUUCUAUAUCGUUACUGUCGAAUGCUAGAAGAAGGCUCUUUCCGAGGUCGGACGGCAGACUUUGUAUUUAUGUUCCUUUUUGGUGGAUUCUUAAUGACUCUUUUUGGCUUGUUUGUGAGCUUAGUUUUCCUGGGUCAGGCCUUUACAAUCAUGCUUGUCUACGUGUGGAGCCGAAGGAACCCGUACGUCCGCAUGAACUUCUUCGGCCUUCUCAACUUCCAGGCCCCCUUCCUGCCCUGGGUGCUCAUGGGGUUUUCCUUGCUGUUGGGGAACUCAAUCAUUGUGGACCUCUUGGGUAUCGCAGUUGGACAUAUAUAUUUUUUCUUGGAAGAUGUCUUUCCCGAUCAGCCUGGAGGAAUAAGAAUUCUGAAAACACCAUCUGUUUUGAAGGCUAUUUUUGAUACACCGGACGAAGAUCCAAAUUACAAUCCUCUACCUGAAGACCGGCCUGGAGGCUUCGCCUGGGGCGAGGGCCAGCGCCUCGGGGGCUAGAGCUGCAGUGCCAAUGAGAAGAGACCCCGCUGGGAAAGACUGGCAUGACAUGCCCUUUGGGAUUCUUUUACCCUUUGUGUUGCAAGAGUGGGGCCACUUGCCAGCUUUACAGAUGUUAAUUCCAGAAGCACUUUAUGAGCUGGUACUCUGAUGGAUCCUGAAGACCUUCAGCAGUUGCCCUGUGCUUCCUCACUGCACUGGCACGGAAUGUGUAAUCUCGGAGCCAAAAAAAGAAAAGAAAAGGAAAAACUGGAGAGACAAGCAGCCGGCCACCUCUACCUAACAAGUACAUGAAUACUUGAGUUUGAUGACCUAAGGCAGGGCUGUCUCCUCCUCCUCCUCUCUGCUAGACAAGGCCAUGGUGUACAUGGAAGUGUCAGGGAGGACAAAAUAAAACUGAAUUCCAUCUCUCGCUCACUGUA
Echinops telfairi (small Madagascar hedgehog) is the source of this 1177-nucleotide messenger RNA. RefSeq names its product derlin 2 (gene DERL2). Gene Ontology annotation, molecular function: misfolded protein binding; ubiquitin-specific protease binding. Gene Ontology annotation, biological process: endoplasmic reticulum unfolded protein response. The coding region runs from base 36 to 755 and encodes 239 amino acids. The record is from RefSeq and is a predicted model, not a curated record. The transcript has 7 exons. NCBI's taxonomy places the organism in Eukaryota, Metazoa, Chordata, Mammalia, Afrosoricida, Tenrecidae. Gene Ontology annotation, cellular component: Hrd1p ubiquitin ligase ERAD-L complex; endoplasmic reticulum membrane.